Sphaeroforma arctica JP610 is the source of this 645-nucleotide messenger RNA. RefSeq lists its product as hypothetical. The record is from RefSeq and is a predicted model, not a curated record. The transcript has a single exon. Bases 1 to 645 code for a protein of 214 amino acids. Lineage: Eukaryota; Ichthyosporea; Ichthyophonida.
AUGCCAACAGCAACCAGGGCAGGGAUAUAUGGUGGAGACGGGGAUGACACCAAUAAGCAGGGAGCGUACAACAGCUCAGAAGGGGAAUCAACCCCAGGUAACAACUCGAGUGCGUCAGCAAUGCGUUUAGAAAUAGACACGAGCAUUUGUCAUGUUAAGUGCUUCCUGGUCAGUAGGAACAUCCCCAAACUAGAAGCAACAGCACCUGUAGCUAUCGCAAGUCUACACAAGAUGAGAGUAGGAAUUCAUGAUCAGCAACCUGAGCGUCGCAUGCCUCUAGUAGACAUAGAGCUCAGGAAGAGAUACGAUCAAGUCAGCGAUGCAUGUGGUGACGACGAGGACGAUGAAGUAUGUCUUAUUAAGCAAUAUAUUAGUGAGCUAGAGAUCAUGUGUUCACGCGUAGGUAUUAAGAUGAAUGAACCAGCAGUUUUUGAACUUCUAAAGCUAAAAGCCGCUGAAUUUCCGAAGUUACCGAGUGAUGAUUCCUUCAAAACGGAAAAUUGUAAAGACAUUAUAGAGUUUACUAUGCAAUGCAGAGGCGUGUUCUUAGCUAAGUCCAUGACACUCUGUCAGUAUCCAACACUAGUGAGAUAUCUAUUAGAUUACACUGAGGCAACUGAGAAGACCAAUGGGGGUUCUCAAUGA